GGUUGGCGGCGUGUGGCAUUUAUGCCCAUUAGACUCUUCUGCGUGGGAAUAUUUCUACGAUUUUCUCCGAUCAUGCUUACUUUCGAUGAACGCGCAUCGACUGCUGCGAUGUAACGCCGGAAUGUCAAACAUUUUGAAGCUUCAACUACCGCAAUCGAAAUGUCGGAUUCAAGUUUUCAGCGUCUGGAAUCACCUAAAUUUGCGAUUGGAUCACCGCGAGCUCGCAAUACGAAGCAUUUGCAGCAGGAACUUAUUCGAGCCAGUGACAGGAAAAAUCGUUCCAGCAAAAAGGUGCUAAAUCGUUUCUUACUCAGCGAUCCGUACGAGGGCCAGCGACGGGUGAGAGAGGCCCACAAACACAUAUCACAAUAUGACCAGCGGCUUCAGAAUGCGGUGGAUUUGUAUAUCACCAGUGAACUUGCAAAACGACAAAUCCCAGCUUUACAAAUCAAAAAUCACGAGCAACUAGUGCAAAACAUUGUGAAUCAGUUUUUCGAACAGGAUCCCAUCAUUCAGCGGAAAUUCAUCAGAGCAUCGCUUUUAUCCCAGCCCAAACAAACCGUUGUCUGCUCGGAUCCAUUUCUCAUAUUUUUGAAUUUGCACAGAAAACAAUCGAACAUUGAUCGUGAGCUGAGUCGCGUCCGGAGUGGUGAAAACAUUGACAUUGGAACAUUUUCGCACAAUAUCGAAAGAGCCGAAGCCGGUGAAGAAGUGGACCCAACACGACUACGGUUGAUUUCCUGGGACCGUUUUGUGGCCGACGCUAAAGCCACCUGGAAGAGGAUGAAUCCCGAUCAAAAAAUGCCAUUUUUUGUGCAGGCAUUUCUCGCGAUACAAUUUCCGGAAAAGUUAGACCAAGCGUUGUAAUAUGUACUAUAUUCGAUUGGAACAAAAUACAGCCUAACAAUCGAACUGAAUAAGCAGUUAUCCCGGUAUUUUCCCAUGUCUCACACUAACCCUUUUCACGCUUCGACAAAACUGUUGGAUCCUACCGACGGGAUUCUGAAAAACGAUAUUACUUUCGGAAGCCAGAGCCAUAACCGGCGGAACGGUCGUCGAGACCCGCGUCGGCUGGAAGAAAUGAAUAUAUGACAUACAUAAAUAAGAAAUU
Toxorhynchites rutilus septentrionalis is the source of this 1111-nucleotide messenger RNA. RefSeq lists its product as uncharacterized. NCBI's taxonomy places the organism in Eukaryota, Metazoa, Arthropoda, Insecta, Diptera, Culicidae. The record is from RefSeq and is a predicted model, not a curated record. The coding region runs from base 160 to 867 and encodes 235 amino acids. The transcript is spliced from 3 exons.